Messenger RNA from Gadus chalcogrammus (walleye pollock), 4296 nucleotides. It is a transcript of the gene mvb12ba, whose product is annotated as multivesicular body subunit 12Ba. Lineage: Eukaryota; Metazoa; Chordata; Actinopteri; Gadiformes; Gadidae. The record is from RefSeq and is a predicted model, not a curated record. The transcript is spliced from 10 exons. The coding region runs from base 257 to 1147 and encodes 296 amino acids. Gene Ontology annotation, biological process: regulation of epidermal growth factor receptor signaling pathway; viral budding; virus maturation. Gene Ontology annotation, cellular component: ESCRT I complex; late endosome.
ACUUUAAUGGUUUUGUUCUUUAAUCACAUAACUAACUGCACGUAUAGGGGGCAGUAGGAAUACGUUCCAGUCCGGGGUCUUCAUCGCAAAUGGUGUCCCCUUAAAACGCCAGCUGGACAAGGCUACAGGCCUGAAAAUCGGGGAAAAUGCACUGGUUCUCGCUGUUCCUGAUUUAAAUAACAACGACAAAAUCGAAGGGACUAAAUUUCCAUAAAGCAACUCGUUAAAAUAACCACGGAGACGGAACUGUUGUAAGAUGCCUGAAGUUCGGGAACUCUCUGAUGCCUUGCCAGAGAUGCCCAUGGACCCCAUCACUGGGGUUGGUGUAGUGGCAUCCCGGAACAGGGCUCCCACCGGCUAUGAUGUGGUUUCCACUACGACAGAUGGGCUGGAUGCAGACCUUUGGAAAGAUGGUCUGUUUAAGUCCAAGGUGACGCGCUACCUUUGCUUCACCAGAGUUUUCUCCAAAGAAAAUAGCCAUCUGGGUAACGUGCUCGUGGACAUGAAGCUGAUUGACAUCAAAGACACUCUACCCGUCGGCUUCAUCCCUAUCCAGGAAACGGUAGACACGCAGGAGCAGGCCUUCCGGAAGAGGCGACUCUGCAUCAAGUUCAUCCCCCGGGACUCGACAGAGGCAGCCAUCUGUGAUAUUCGUAUCCUGGGGCGAUCCAGGCAGGCCCCUCCACAGUACACCUUCAUAGGAGAAUUGAACAACAUGGGAAUCUGGUACCGCAUGGGGAACGUCCCUCGGACCCUCGACUCUUCCCAGACCCCGCUGGCCAACAACACCCAGAACACCACCAACACCACCACAGCCUCCACCCCCACCCCUGCUGCUCCAAUGCUCAAGCAUAUAUCCAUGACACUCCCAGCCAGCUUCCGAGGGAAAAACACCACACGGCCCGACUAUGAGCACCAGAACUCUAACCUUUAUGCCAUCUCUGCAAUGGAUGGCGUUCCUUUCGUGAUCUCUGAGAAGUUUGCCUGCACCUCAUCAGAUCUGCAGCAGGUAGAUCUGAUGGGCAUUACAAUCAAAUCUCUGGCUGAGAUUGAGAAAGAAUACGACUACAGCUUCCGCACGGAGCAUAGUGCGGCCGCUCGCCUCCCACCCAGCCCCACUCGGACCCCACUGAGCUCUGAGGCCUGAAGACCCCCCCCCCCCCCCCCCCCCCCACACACACACACACCCACACACACAACAAUAUCACCCUCGGACCCCUGUCCAGAGCUACUGACUUGAACACACACACACACACACACACACACACACACACACACACACACACACACACACACACACACACACACACACACACACACACACACACACACACACACACACACACACACACACACACACACACACACACACACACACACGUGUGUGUGUGUGCAUCUUGCAAACACCUGCACACAAAAUAUCAGCGUGAACUUGGCUCCUGACUAGGCGUGGUGGAGGGGGUCGACGCUGUACAGUGGAAGAACAACAUGGAGAUUAGAGUUGCUAUCGUGAGAAGAGGAGAAGCAGCCGUUACAUCUUUGUGUGUUAAUUUGUAUGUCUUGAGAUGUGAUAUCGUAGGUCCCACUGCCACUAUCCGCACCAUUGAGAACUUGACUUUGGGCUUCUUAACGGACGGGCUCAUGUGUUUGGCUGCUCCAGGAACUGUCCAGGACUUUUAAAAUGUCAUUUUCUUUGUUGUUUUUUUAUUUGUUAUGGUUUUAUGUCUGACUUUGAAGGAACGCCUUCUUGCCUUCGGCCCUUCAACAAGGUGGAAUGUUGUGAACGAUGCUCUUUUAUUUUUAUUUUUUUCUCAACUCACAACGUUCCUACUGGUUUGUCCGCAGUCUACUCCCAGUACUCCCAAGACCCCAGUGGACAGGUCCUGUCUUUGUGGGUGAAAAACAAACGGAUCAUUCUUGUCGUUUUAUUUUUGUUUUUUAACUGUGUGUGUGUGUGUGUGUGUGUGUGUGUGUGUGUGUGUGUGUGUGUGUGUGUGUGUGUGUGUGUGUGUGUGUGUGUGUGUGUGUGUGUGUGUGUGUGUGUGUGUGUGUGUGUGUGUGUGUCAGUCAAACAUGUCACCUGUGAAUAUCCUGUCCCUCUAUGUGGUUUAAGAUGGCUCUUUGGAUCAUAGACCAGAACCACAAGUACUGUAAAAGUUAGCCUUUCAUGUUCUGAUUGUUGGACUACAAAUACCACUAUCUCUCCUCAAGUAUAUACUAAUGUUAUUUCUGGCAUUUUAACUGGUCUCACUGCACUUUGUGCUUAGCUAAAUGUAUUAUUUUUUACUCAAAUGCUGUUACAUAGUAUUUAAGAAGUCUUGUAUUGUUUUGUUUUCAUAUUAGCAACGUUUCUUUUUCAUCCUGAACUGCUCAAGAAGUUACUUAGUAUCACUUUUAAACUGAGCCUUACUUUCAACAAGUAAAACUCUCAUGUCUUUUAAGUAUUUGCUGUAAAUACCACAGUUGGCAUGAGUUGUGUCAUAAAGGUUUCAAAUGCUAAAAGGUAAUAGGGUUAACCUCAUAUUUUAGGAGAAAAUGCAGCUAACCAUUUCUUCUGAUCUAAUACUUUUUUAAAGUUAUAAUCCACUGAUGUUCUGAUCUUCACAAAGCUUUUGAAUAGAUAGUUUAAUAUCUUUCGAUUGUUCUCCCCCUUUCUUGCAGAUGUGUUAUUUUAGUAUGAAAGGAAUCGAAUCAAUCACCUCAAUCUUAUGCAGAAAGGGAUCACGAUCAAGGCUAACUACCAACUACAGCCACAUUGUCUCGUUAGGUUGUUUCAAACUUUUGUUUAAGAGUUAAAUUUUUUAACUGAAUUGUUUAACCACUUUCCUCAACUAUUUUCUCAGGCCUCUCAGUAUUGUGAACAUUUGGUCCCACAUAAGCAACCCAUGAUUGAACAAAAUAAACAGUGUAAUCAAACGUAUGUUUGUUUCUACUGUUUGACUGCGUAGCUAUCAAGUCAUUGAAGCACUUGAGUUACACGCAAGAUGGUUUGGGAUCUCCUGCAUAUGUGUUUAGUUUCCAAACGUUGGUUGUCAAAUUCGGCAAGUCAUCGUGGUGAAAAGUUGUUCACUCAUGUUAAUACUGUGUAUCCGAAUUAACAACCAUUAACACAUCAGCUCCUCAUUAGUCUCUUAUUCUUGAAUGCGAUUCCAGGAUAUAUCCGUCCUUUUUAUAGAUCUGUGCUGUGUGUUUUUUUUUUUUCAAAGCAUACAGAUAAUGCAAUGAGUUUAUUAUAUUGAUUUCAUGUAAAAAGAACAUAACAUUGAAUAAAUGUAGCACUAAGUGUAAUUGCUUGCAAGGCUCACUUGUCUCUGUUUUCAUCCACAUGAGGUUAAGGCUGUGUUAACAACGCCAGGGCUUAAUAUGAGACACAUGGGCCAAUCUGUGUGGCCCAUCACUGCUUUGGAGCCUGUGUCGUGAAUACAACAGUCAGUAAACAUCAGAAAACGUGGUGUUGUGUUCAAAGUUAUUGUGACUUUGUGUGUGGCAGGGGGUCAUCCCACUUAACACACUCUGAACCAAUUUACAGGGCUAAUUGUCGAGAUGUCCCUGAGCAAGACAUCCAACCCUAACUGCUCCUGACGAGCUGGCUGUUUCCCCGCAAGGUGGACUGCAACGCUCUGUGUGAAUGUGUGUACGAAUGGGUGAAUGUAGGCGCUGAUUUUAAAGUGCUUUGAGAGGACCCAAGUUAGUUAACGCUUUAUUAAGGCAGCAGUUCAUUUACUAUCUGAUGGGUGAUGGAACAACAGUGGAAACUACGCCAUUUGGAUCUUUGGACCGCUCCUCCGUGGACCACACACUACUCUUUAAGACAAAGAAACAACCAUGCAACAACCAGUUCCUCAUGCAACUUUGUGUCAGUUUCUGUUAUGCUUCUUCCAGUAAACCAAGUCCAAAUCAUAUUUUUUAGGUUUGCAAGUCUGAUGUAUUUCAUUUCUCAUCUUCAGGGUUCAAUCGUGCAACUUGCAAAGGUGCUAUGUUUUUGAUUAACACAUUUGAAAAUUGAAAUGUGCAUGGUUUGAACUUUGAAAAUGCAGGACAUCAACCUGAAAACAGAUCCGGACCGACAUGGUCAGCUUUACCAAUGAAACAGCAGUUUGUAUUGCACACAGAAACUAGGCUAUCUGGUUCAACCCUGGACUCAUGUAACAACCAGUAUUCCACUGAGAAAGUUAUUUAAGACAUUUGAGAAUCUGUGAAAUCAACAUAUUUAUCAAUCUGAGAUAGAAUGUAGAAUUGGCUAUUUCUCAGCGAUUUACUUUGACUUAAUUUAUUUUGAUCAGGUGUAAUAAAGUC